GUGUCUCGGGUCGAGAACCAGAUUAUUGCAAGGCUGGGAUAGACUUGGCGCGGCGCGGAAUGCAAAUGAGAUGUUUAGGGUUCGAUGCGCUUUUCGUUAGGCCAAAGAUUCGUCGUGCGAUACAGGAAUACCAGACUCAACUUAUCGAUUCGGUAAAGGAGGACAUUAAGCACUUGCACGACAAAUUUCAAACCCAAUACCGCUUCUCCGAAGCCUACCACAUGGCUCAAAUGCGGGACCUACCCCCAAUAGCAGGAGCCAUCAUCUGGGCCCGCCAAAUCGAACGACAACUCUUCACAAUAUGAAACGCGUCGAAGACGUCCUCGGAAAAGGCAGAAGGUCAAAAACUCCAAUCUAAAUCCUCAGCAUUCCGCAAAAAAACUAGACACCCGACCAUGGCUGCACGACAUCAACUGUCGGGACAUGGGCGUUGGAGGGCGUUUAUUCGAGAUUGUCCGUUUGAGCCGAGGAAGGGGGCUCCAGUUGGCGGUAAAUUUCGAUCCGCAGAUUAUUACCCUCUUCAAAGAGGUCAGGAAUUCUUCCAGGUUCCGCAUGCGAUUACGAAUAUGGCGAGGGUUUAUCCGCAUGCUGUUAGUUUGAUGGAGACUGUGAGGAUGUAUGGACGACGUUGGAUCUGGUGGAGAAGAAUAGGGGAAUUGAAUGGUUGGUGGCGGAGUACAGGAACGAGUCGCAGAGGAUGAUUGGGGAAGGGAUGAACAUCCGCUGGGGUCACUUUGUAAAUCAGUAUGAUACGACGUGAUAUGUGUCUAGUGCAGAUGGGAGAGAUAAUCAGCAUAUACAGGGAGUUUGCGAGCGUCAUUUCUGUGCUUCCGGACGAAACGAACAAUGUGAUUGACCUUUACAAGGACAUCCUACACCCAGUGGAAGACCUCUCGAGGUGCUCGUAUACCUAUGAAGCGUUCUCAAAGUUACUGGGCAAGUUGCAGGCUGCCAUUGACCGCCUGAACCUGGAAGGAUACGCCAACCUCGAACACUGGGUUGCAGAUCUAGACAAGCGGAUCCAGCGGAUCCUUCUCCAGAUGCUGACGCAUACCAUUCAAGUGUGGUGUGCCGAGUUUGAUGGGGUCGAUGAUGGCGAUGCUCGGAGAGAUUUGCUGCCUGUUAGGCAUGUUGCGAGUAAGAGGCGGGGGGAUAAGCGGAUGAAGGAGGAGAAGUUCAUGGAGGGGAAUAUGACGCUGAAGCCUAUCGUUCACGAGUACCAGGAUGUAGAACCAGGUCAUCUUUUUGGACCCGCCUAUAGAGUACGCGAGGUUUUCGCGGAUCAAGCAGUUGCAUAAUUGGAUUGGUGUUAUUUGCAGACCGAGGAGAGUCCAGAGUUCUCGGUAUGAGAUUGGGCAGAUGCAGGGAGCGUCAUCUGCAGAGACGACGUACACGUUAUUGCUGACCCGCUUCACGGACAACACUCUCAAACGCCCCUUCGCCCUAAUCAAACGUAAAGUCCAACAACUUAUAGACUACGUCGGCAAAUGGCUCCAAUUCCAGUUCCUCCGGGACCUCGAGGCCAAAUACGUGUUCAACAGCCUCGGGGACUCACUCGCGAACUGGCCGCAGCUUCUCACUGAAAUCAAGAAAGCGCGGUCGACGUUUAAUUCGUCUGAUACGCAGAUAUCGUCUGGGAUGUGCGUCAUUGAUUAUGAGCAGGUGCAGGCGAGGGUAUAUGACGCGGGACAGAGGGAUAUAUUGAGUCGGUUUGGAGUCAAGUUGGGGAAUGCGAUGAAGGAGAUGCAUGCGUCGGUUUUGAAGGCCCGGAAUGACCUUGAGCAUCAUUCAAUAGAGAGGGGUUGCAACGUUGAUGGGGGAGGUCUUCCUGUGAGGCGUUCCAGUGGUCCGUCAGUCUUUUUUCGCUUCUGUUCCGUCUCUUAUAACCACUAUAUAUCACACACGCACUCCUUAACUCUUAUGACGCAUCGCAUAUGUACUCUUCUCUUUUCGUAA
Messenger RNA from Laccaria bicolor S238N-H82, 1956 nucleotides. The record is from the annotation of a RefSeq genome assembly. Lineage: Eukaryota; Fungi; Basidiomycota; Agaricomycetes; Agaricales; Hydnangiaceae.